CUCCAAGGAGGCAAAUAUGAUGAUAUCUCUACUCUGCUCCAUUUAACACCGAAUUAAUGUCUGCAACUACAAACAGGGCUGUGGAGAAACUACCGCAAGAUAAUAUCUCGGGGACCAGAUUAUGGUCCCUCGCAGGCUCUUCAAGGACCCCUGAUGGACCGACGAGGCAGCAGUAAAAACGUACAGGGGCAUCACCGAGUAAAAGGCCCUUUUCACCGCCCCUGUGGAGCUGCCAUAUCAUCAAAGUUUGUCGGGCAGGACUGUGCGCCAGCCCGAAGCUCCGGCUGGAGGAGAGAAAUCACUGCCCCCAGAGCCAAGAAGACACCGGAGAGAGGCUGGAUUUAAAACCCGCCCUCCGGAGGGAUCUCGUUUCCCCCCCAAAAAAACCUCCCAUUUUCUCUCUCUCUCUUUCUCUCCCACUCUUCUCUCUCUGUCUCUCUCUCCCUCUCUCUUCCUUUACCUUUAUCCCUCGCCUUUCGCCGUUUCCCCCACCACAAUAAUGGAUCUCACGGCGAGAUGUUGGUUUCUCCUAUCCUGUCUCGGCGUGACAUUGGCGAUCGAUUUGGACGCGAUUGAUCCGGGCUACUAUGUGGACCCCACUGCCACAUCAGAGGCGAUCGACUAUAAGGAUCCCUGUAAAGCUGCUGCCUUUCUGGGAGACAUUGCUCUGGACGAGGAGGACCUGCGAAUGUUUAAAGUGGACAGAAUAAUAGAUGUGGCCCAGAGAACCGUCCAGAUUGUUAAUCACACAGACACAGGAGCCACCAAUCAGAGCAGCCAGAAUAGGCAAGGCUCGCACCGCAGGAAAAGGGCCGCCACCUCCAGACCUGAACGUGUUUGGCCUGAAGGUGUUAUUCCCUAUGUCAUCAGUGGUAACUUUAGUGGCAGCCAGCGGGCUAUAUUCCGCCAAGCCAUGCGGCACUGGGAGAAGCACACCUGUGUGACCUUUAUUGAGAGGACGCAGGAGGAGAGCUAUAUUGUCUUCACCUACCGACCAUGUGGGUGCUGCUCCUAUGUGGGUCGUCGCGGAGGGGGCCCCCAGGCCAUCUCCAUUGGGAAAAACUGCGACAAGUUUGGCAUCGUGGUGCACGAGUUGGGUCAUGUGAUCGGAUUCUGGCACGAACACACGCGGCCUGACCGAGACGAACACGUCAGCAUUAUCAGGGACAACAUUCAGCCAGGACAGGAGUAUAACUUUCUGAAGAUGGAGCCGGGUGAGGUGGACUCUCUGGGAGAAGUCUAUGACUUUGACAGUAUCAUGCAUUAUGCCAGGAAUACAUUCUCCAGAGGAAUCUUCCUGGACACCAUCCUGCCACGCUACGAUGUGAACGGAGUGCGGCCACCCAUUGGCCAGAGAACCAGACUGAGCAAAGGGGAUAUCGCACAGGCACGCAAACUCUACAAAUGCUCCAGAUGCGGGGACAGUCUGCAGGACAGCAGCGGCAACUUCUCCUCUCCUGGCUUCCCCAAUGGGUACUCGGCCUACAUGCACUGCAUCUGGAGAAUAUCAGUCACACCAGGGGAAAAGAUCAUUCUCAACUUCACCUCCAUGGAUCUGUACAGGAGUCACUUGUGUUGGUACGACCACGUGGAAAUCCGAGAUGGAUACUGGAGGAAGGCGCCGCUCAAAGGUCGUUUCUGUGGUGAUAAGCUGCCUGAGCCAAUCAUCUCCACCGACAGCCGACUGUGGAUUGAGUUCCGCAGCAGCAGUAACUGGGUGGGAAAAGGCUUCUCCGCUGUUUACGAGGCCAUAUGUGGUGGCGAGGUGAAGAAGGACAACGGCCAGAUCCAGUCCCCCAACUACCCCGAUGACUACAGGCCCAACAAAGUGUGUGUGUGGAAGAUCACUGUAGCUCAGGGCUACCACGUAGGCCUGACCUUCCAGUCUUUUGAGAUUGAGAGACAUGACAGUUGUGCCUACGACUACCUGGAGGUGCGCGAUGGAAACUCUGAAAACAGCCCCCUGCUGGGCCGCUUCUGUGGCUACGACAAACCAGAUGACAUCAAAACCAGCUCCAACCAGCUGUGGAUGAAAUUUGUUUCAGAUGGCUCUGUCAACAAGGCCGGCUUUGCUGCCAACUUCUUCAAAGAGAUGGAUGAGUGCUCCAAGCCGGACAACGGUCGCUGUGAGCAACGCUGUGUCAACACGCUAGGCAGCUACAAGUGUGCCUGUGACCCAGGCUAUGAGCUGGCUGCUGACAAGCGCAGCUGUGAGGCUGCCUGCGGAGGCUUCAUCACCAAGCUGAAUGGGUCAAUCACCAGCCCCGGCUGGCCCAGAGAGUACCCCCCAAACAAGAACUGCAUCUGGCAGCUGGUCGCUCCCACCCAGUACCGCAUCACUCUGCUCUUUGACGUCUUCGAGACUGAGGGCAAUGACGUUUGCAAGUACGACUACGUGGAGGUGCGCAGUGGCCUGUCGGCUGACUCGAGGCUACAUGGGAAGUUCUGCGGGGCAGAGAAACCAGAAGCUAUCACCUCCCAGUACAACAACAUGCGCAUUGAGUUCAAAUCAGACAAUACAGUGUCCAAGAAGGGCUUUAAAGCGCAGUUCUUCUCAGACAAAGAUGAGUGCUCCAAGGAGAACGGUGGCUGUCAACAUGAGUGUGUCAACACGUUUGGGAGCUACAGCUGUCAGUGCAGGAGCGGCUUCGUGCUGCAUGAGAACAAACACGACUGUAAAGAAGCUGGCUGUGAUCACACUGUGAAUAGUGUGAGCGGCACCAUCACCAGCCCCAAUUGGCCGGAUAAAUACCCCAGCAAGAAGGCGUGCACCUGGGCACUCACCACCACUCCGGGCCACCGCAUCAAAAUCGCCUUCAAUGAGAUCGACAUGGAGGCCCACCUGGAGUGCGCUUAUGACCACAUUGAGCUUUACGACGGGCGUGACGGAAAAGCUCCCAGCCUGGGUCGCUUCUGUGGCACCAAGAAGCCUCCACCCAUCACGUCCAGCGGCAACAAGCUGUUCAUUCGCUUCUUCUCUGACAACUCUGUGCAGAAGAAAGGAUUCGAGGCGUCCCAUACUGCAGAGUGUGGCGGCCGCCUGAAGGCCGAGGUCAAAACCAAGGACCUGUUCUCACACGCGCAGUUCGGGGACAACAACUACCCCGGAGCCUCCGACUGUCAGUGGGUGAUCUCGGCGGAGAAAGGCUACGGCGUGGAGCUCAUCUUCCAGACCUUUGAGAUCGAGGAGGAAGCGGACUGCGGCUACGACUACAUGGAGCUCUUCGACGGAGCCGACACCAAGUCUCCACGGCUGGGGCGUUACUGUGGCUCAGGGCCUCCAGAGGAGAUCUACUCGGCCGGUGACUCAAUUGUGAUCAAGUUCCGCUCUGACGACACAAUCAACAAGAAAGGAUUUCACGUCCGCUACACCAGCACCAAGUUCCAGGACACACUGCACUCACGCAAGUGACCAGCGGGGGCCGGAAGGGGCCGUGCAGGGCAAAGGGGCAAACGGAGGGGCCCCCAGGGGAGGCGCCAGCCUGACGCUCGGAAACCUUCGGCCACCAAGAUGAAUCAGACACGACAGAACAGCCGCAAGACCACCAACCGCACCUCAGCUCCUAGGGGCUCUAGCUCCCCCCACAGACUGUGAGGAGUAAAGCCAUUCUGCAGUACACCUUGUUUUUACCUUUUUAUGGUUAGGAUUGGGGUGGGAGGAUGAACGUCCACUUUAGCCGGACAGUAGGGGAAAAUUUAUUGACCCAGUCCCCGCCAGAUAUUUUUUGGUUUCUUUCUUUUUUUUUAAAAAAAAAAAAACAUGCCUCCUAAUGAGAGGCACAAAGGAAAACAGUGGAUUCUCAGGACCUGUAGGAAGGCAGGCAUCAGCUGGAUAGAUCCCUGCUUUUGUCGGGCCAGCCCACCACAUCCAGGGAGAGGAGAGGAAGAGGAGGAGGAGUAUGGGAAGGUCUCCUGCACUCCUCGAUAUUUGCUCUCCUCUCCUCACACUCUCGUCCCUUUGGUUCAAGGAUUCCUAUCUGUAAGAGGAUUAGACGGACUUGACUUGAGAUUUUGAUACUGUAUGUCAGUCAAUUGCAUGUAAUUACAAGGAAAGAAAGAAAACUGUACAGUGACAACACCAGCAUUUGUAAUUGGCAUUGUCCUGGCAACCAGUGGCAAGAUUCUCGUUGUUACCAUUAACAAGGAAAUUAAGGAAGCAGUUAUCUUAUUAAAGGACUAAUAAAUGAAUUGUGGUCCAUGUCUUCUGGUUGGUAAUUGCUUGCCUGAUGACUGGCAUUUACUGUACCUCCAUGUAUAAAGUAAUGUGUAUGAUCUUUCAAAGGGAACAUGUGCUUUUCUCAACUCGAACCAGUUAGCACUUUACAGUGAAUUGUUCCAAAAUCAUGAGCUUAUGAGUUUUUGUGAAAUGCGAUGCCAGUUCACUUAUUUUUAAAUGCAUUUUAUCUCUCAUUCUUUUUGUUUUUCUUUUUGUUUGAAAUUGCUCCAUUUAGUUCCUCGGGCAUACUUGAACAUUGUGUGUGCCCUGUGACCGGGGGCAAUGACUUAUGUUUCAGUGUUGAUUUACAGUUCUGAUGUAAAAUAAUUUCUCUGCAGAGAAAAUGCCUUUUCUUGGUACAAUGAAGUAUUUCUCAAGAACCAAAUGAGCCUGGGUAUUUAUUGUUAUAGUAAUUACAUAUAUAAUGUAAAGGUGGAAAGGUACUGUUGAAAUUAGCCCUAUAAUUGCCUUCUAAUGUGUAGCCAUUGGUCUAUGUUGAAUAUACUAUGUUGCUCACUC
This is a messenger RNA of Chelmon rostratus (copperband butterflyfish), 4735 nucleotides long. RefSeq names its product bone morphogenetic protein 1a (gene bmp1a). Gene Ontology annotation, molecular function: calcium ion binding; zinc ion binding; serine-type endopeptidase activity. The record is from RefSeq and is a predicted model, not a curated record. Gene Ontology annotation, biological process: proteolysis. NCBI's taxonomy places the organism in Eukaryota, Metazoa, Chordata, Actinopteri, Chaetodontiformes, Chaetodontidae. Bases 500 to 3412 code for a protein of 970 amino acids. The transcript is spliced from 20 exons.